Carassius gibelio (silver crucian carp) is the source of this 7458-nucleotide messenger RNA. RefSeq names its product zinc finger protein 845. The coding region runs from base 3917 to 5788 and encodes 623 amino acids. The record is from RefSeq and is a predicted model, not a curated record. The transcript has 2 exons. Lineage: Eukaryota; Metazoa; Chordata; Actinopteri; Cypriniformes; Cyprinidae.
UGAGUAAAUGGUUUGGGGUAAGUGGCUCUAGCCCUUUGGGAUCGUUAAUGUUAUUUGAGGUGAGUGGGCGAUUAUUUAUGAUUGACAUGGCUUCAUAGAAGAAAGUUCUCAAGGAGGCAUCAUCCAGUCUUCCUGCACUCUGUGAAAGGACCCAACUUAGAACGCUUCUAAUGGUUCUGAUCUGCCUUUCCCAAACCCCUCCCAUGUGACUGGCAUCAGGUACGUUCAAAAUCAAAUCACAUUGCUUUUGGGAUAGGUAAGCAAUUAAUCUCUCCUUGUCCAAUUCUUCCAAAGCCUUUGUCAGCUCGUUUUUUGCCCCAACAAAGUUUGUCCCUUGAUCCGAUCUGAUUUCUCUUACAGCUCCACGGAUUGCAAUAAAACAUCGCAAGGCGUUUAUGAAGGCAUCAGUGGUUAGAUCUUCUAGCAUCUCUAUAUGGAUUGCUCUUGAGGAGAAGCAGGUGAAUAUGAGACCAUAUCUUUUAUGUUAUUUCCGUCCUUGCUAACAUAGAAAUGGCCCAAAGCAAUCCAUCCCACAGUGAAAAAAAAAAAAAAGUAUGAGAAUGGUGGAGAGGAGUCAACACGGUUAGCAGGUAGAUCCGCCAUCAUCUGUGUCUCUCUUGGCCUGCGAGCUCUCCUGCAUAUAACACAUUGCUUAAUGAGGUUAGCCACAACUUUGCUGACACCAACAACCCAGUAACCAUUUCCUCUCAGUUCAUUAAGGGUCUGUCCUCUGCCUUGGUGUUGAGUCUUUUCAUGGCAGUAAUCCACGAUGAGACGGGUGACCACACCAUCUCUUGGAAGAACUGCUGGGUGCUUCGUGUCUAGAGGUAGGGAAGCUUUCUUCAAUCGCCCUCCCACCCUAAGAACACCAUCUUGCAGUACUGGGUCAAGUUGGAACAAAGGGUGACUAUUUGGCAAUUUGCCUUGUUUAAAUUUUUGUAUCUCAUCUUUGAAGGCAUCCCUUUGUGCCAAUUUUACAAGCCUGAUGCUAGCAUUUCUCAUGUCUUCGACAUUUAUGGGUUUAACUGCCUUGUGUCUUGCUAACUGCUGAAUUCGAGCAACAACUUUCAAUGCAGUGUGCCAUUUCAAAAACCUAUUGAACCGCUCCAAAAAAAUUCAUCAUUUGCUACCUUUGUUUGUAGCACUUGCGUUGCCCUGAUUUCAGGAUCACCAAUCAGAAGCUCUGGAGUGGUCUCUGAUGUGAUAAUUUCUCUUUCCCAGAGAAACUUAGGUCCAGUGAGCCAAUUCGAAUUUAUCAACUCUGACACCUUGAGGCCCCUGGAAGCGUGAUCUGCAGGAUUUUGUUCAGAGUCUAUAUAAUGCCACUGUUCAGGGUCAGUCGUUUCUCUAAUUCUUUGGACUCGAUUCGCUACGAAAACGUGAAACCUACGGGCUUCAUUGUUAAUGUAGCCUAAGACUACUUUUGAAUCGGUCCAAAAAUAUUAUUGAUCAAUUUUGAGCUCCAGCUCCUCCUUUAACAUUCUACUGACUGCUGAAGAGAUCACCGCAGCAGUUAACUCAAGCCUGGGUAUGGUUACGACUUUUGUGGGUGCAACCCUUGCCUUGCCAAUAACAAAGGAGCAGUGCACUUUGUCUUCACUCAACACUCGAAUAUAUGAGCAUUGACCAUAGCCAUAGCUACUCGCAUCUGAAAAGUGAUGGAGUUCGAUCCUCUGGACAGUCCCUAGAUAGUCAGGAACAAAACAUCUUGCAAUCUGGAGAUUGUGCAGAUCCUUCAAUUCAUUUAGCCAGCUAGUCCAUUGUGGCAUUAACUCUUUGGGGAGUGGAUCAUCCCAUUCAAUGCCCCUUUGGCACAUCUCCUGUAGUACUUUCUUUCCUAAUAGGAGAAAGGGAGCCAGGAAGCCUAAUGGAUCAAAAACAGAUGCUAUUGUUGAGAGGAAUCCUCGCCGCAUUGCUGGUUUCUCAUCCAGGGCUACUUUAAAGGAAAAGGUGUCACUAUUUACACUCCAUUUAACUCCCAACACCGUCUGGACUGGAAGUUCAUCAGAGCCAAGCUCCACAUCUUGAACACCGCUGGCUUGCUCACUGACAGGUAUAGACUCCAUGACCUUUUUGUCAUUUGAGAUGAACUUGUGAAGAUGCAAUUUCCCUUUUGCACACACAUUUCGGGCUUCUUGUACUAGUUUGAUAGCUGCGUCCACAUUUUCCACACUAAUGAGCCCAUCAUCAACGUAGAAAUUACUUUUGAUGAAACUGGCUGCUGCAGGAUGCUCUCUUUCGUUUUGACAUGCAAGAUACUUCAUUCCAUAAUUUGCGCAGCCAGGAGAGGAUGCUGCUCCAAAAAGAUGGACUUUCAUGCGAUACUCCUUUGGCUCGGUGUUUGUAUCACCAUUUUCCCACCACAGGAACCGUAAGUAAUCUCUGUCUUCCUGGCUUACAUGGAACCUGUGGAACAUUCUUUCUACAUCACAGAUAAUUGUUAUUGGAUAUUUGCGAAACCCGCAAAGUACCCCUGUUAGCCGUUAGUGAGAUCAGGCCCAGUUAACAAGUGAUAAUUUAAUGUGGUGCCAUCAUAUUUGGCAGAGCAAUCGAACACAACUCUUAUCUUCUCUGGCUUUCUAGGGUGAUAUACUCCCUGGUGAGGAAUGUACCAGACAUUUCCUUCUUUAGGUUGGAGUUCAGCUCUCUCCGCAUCACCAUCCUUGAAGACACCUUCCAUAAACUUUACAUAAUCAUCCUUGAAUUUUGGGUCUUUCUCAAAUUUUCCUUUCAGGCGCUUCAAUCGCACCAGAGCUAGCUGCUUAUUUUCAGGUAACUGUGGGCGUGUCUUAAAGGGGAGGGGCAUCUCAAGGUGUCCCUCUGAGUUCUUGUGAAUUUUCUCAUUCAUAAGUUGCAUAAACUGUAUAUCAUCUUGUGAUAUGCUCCUUUCCCUUGGAUUUGUAUCUCCAAAGUCUGAUUCAAGGGCUCUGAUGAUUGAGGUAGGUGUCAGAUUUGGGAGUUCCUUAACAGAUACACGAUGGCACAGGCCUGUAACUUCAGUUGACUUUGCAAUCUUAGGUGAAGAGCCUACUAUGCUCCAACCCAAGUCUGUCCUGAUGGCAUAUGGUUCGUCAUCACCUCCUGUGGUGACUUGCCGAGGUGCCAAAGCUCUUGAGCAAUCGUAACCUAUCAGAAGUCCAACUUCACAAUCCAGCAGCAUUGGAAUUUCCUGAGCAAUUUCAUUCAGAUGAUUCCAUCUUCUAGCAGUUUCAGGAGUAGGAAUGUGGGAGCGUUCAAGUGGAAUGAAGUCUCUAGUAUAGGCAGGUGGCAAACUGAUUAAGCCAUAAGAAGUAAAGCCCCUAACUCUGAGCCCACUAACUCUUUCACUCUGAACAAUGGAAUCCUUUCCCAUCAUUGUUGUAAGCUUUAACUUGACUGGCUCUGAAACUGCCCCCAUCCUCUCACAUACCUCUUGAUCCACGAAAGUGUUGCUGCUCUGUGUAUCCAGAAGGGCAUAAACUAAGAUCUCCCUUUCAGGUGUGUAAGUUGAAGAAAUCCAUACAGGCACUAUCAUUGAUGUACUUCCACCAUCGCCACUGUCUACACAACAGGAAAGUGACGAUGUGUUUUGUUCUGCUUGCAUAGCAUGAGAAAAUGUGACUGCUGUAGAAUAAGGGCGGUCUUCAUGAAGUGGUGUUGGAUGAUGUUUCUUGCAUACACUACAAGUAGCUUUACUCUUGCAAUCCUUGGAGUUGUGUCCUUUCCUAAGACAGCCAAAGCACAGGUUAUUGUCUAAUAUGAACUUCCUUUUGUCCUCCACAGACUUACUGGCAAACGUUUGGCAUUUGUGGAUGGAGUGGCUUUCCCCACAAUACCUGCAAGUGAUUGAGUUUGAAACUGAAGGCACAGUGAUGACUUUGUCGGAUCGGUUUGAAUCCACUGAAUUGCUUACUCCAACACUAGUUGAUUGAAGACAAUGAGUGGAAAGAAGAAUAAUUCUGAUGAGAAAAAUCAUGCCGGAAGUGGAGAAAUGCAGCACACAUGUGAUCAGUGUGAUAAAACAUUUUUGUGUGCUUCAGUCCUGAAGAAACACCUGAGAGUUCAUACAAAAGAGAAACCACAUUCAUGUCAUUUGUGUGGAAAGAGUUUUUCAUUAAUACAAAGUUUAAAAGAACAUCAGAAAACACAUACUGAUGUGAGAGAGUACAUGUGCUUUAAGUGUGGGAAGACUUUUACUACAGCGGGCAGUUUAAAAACGCACCAGAGGAUUCACACUGGAGAGAAACCUUACAAGUGUUCACACUGUGACAAGAGAUUCAGUCGGUCAGGAAACUUUAAAACACAUGAGAGGAUUCACACUGGAGAGAAACCAUACGCAUGUGAUCAAUGCGGGAAGAGAUUUUUUAGAGAUUCAAUCCUGAAGCAGCACCUGAGAGUUCAUACAAAGGAGAAGCCAUAUUCAUGUCUUUUGUGUGGAAAUAGGUUUUCACAUCAACAAAGUUUGAAAGAACAUGAGAAAUUACAUAAUGUUGUGAGAGAGUACAUGUGCUUUGAGUGUGAGAAGACUUUUACUACAGCGACCAGUUUAAAACAGCAUGAGAUGAUCCACACUGGAGAGAAACCGCACACAUGUGAUCAGUGCGGGAAGAGUUUCACACUAAAAGGAAGUCUUACAUCACACAUAAGAGUUCAUACGGGAGAGAAACCAUUCACUUGUGAUCAGUGCGGGAAGAGUUUCUCACGAUCAGCAAGUCUAAAGGUACACAUGAACAUCCACACUAGAGAGAAGCUGUACACAUGUGAUCAAUGCGGGAAAACAUUUCUGUGGGCUUCAGACCUGAACCAGCACCUCAGAGUUCAUACAAAAGAGAAAACACAUUCAUGUCAUUUGUGUGGAAAGAGUUUUUCAUUAAUACGAAUUUUGAAAGAACAUCAGAAAAUACAUACUGGUGUGAGAGAGUACAUGUGCUUUGAGUGUGAGAAGACUUUUACUACAGCGAGCCAUUUAAAACUGCAUGAAAGGAUUCACACUGGAGAGAAACCUUACAAGUGUUCACACUGUGACCAGAGAUUCAGAGAUUUAGGAAACCUGAAAAAACAUGAGAGGAUUCACACUGGAGAGAAACCUUACAAGUGUUCACAAUGUGACAAGAGAUUCAGUCAGACAGGACACCUGAAAAUACAUGAGAGGAUUCACACUGGAGAGAAACCUUACAAGUGUUCACAAUGUGACAAGAGAUUCAGUCAGUCAGGAAACCUGAAAACACACGAGAGGAUCCACACUGGAAAGAAACCGUACACAUGUGAUCAGUGCGGGAAGAGUUAUGCAAUGAAAGGGAGCUUUACGGGCCACAUGAGAGUUCAUACUGGAGAGAAACCAUUCACUUGUGAUCAGUGCGGACAGAGUUUCAGAAAAUCAUCACUCCUUUAUAGACACAUGAACAUUCACACUGGAGAGAAACCUUACAAGUGUUCACACUGUGACAAGAGAUUCAGUCAGUCAGGACACCUGAAACAACAUGAGAGGAUGCACACUGGAGAGAAACCUUACAAGUGUUCACACUGUGACAAGAGAUUCAGUCAGUCAGGAUAUCUGAAAACACAUGAGAGGAUUCACACUGGAGAGAAACCUUACAAGUGUUCACACUGUGACAAGAGAUUCAGAGAUUCAGGACACCUGAAAAUACAUGAGAGGAUCCACACUGGAGUGAAACCAUAUCUCUGCACUGAAUGUGGGAAGGGUUUCAAUGAUCCAUCUUCUCUACAAAGUCAUAGAAAAAAGAAACACAGUAAAUCAUCUUCAGAUUCAGCACUUUCAGAUCUGAUGAUGCGUCCUCACCAAAUGUGACACAGUAAUGGAUCAAGCAGUGACGAAUAAUCUGGAUAAAUCUAACAUUACAAGUGACAUGACAAAGAAACAAACAGUAUGUAAAGUUUUCACAGUGAAUAAAGUUAAUCUUCAAAACCAGCAGAUUCAACUGAGAUUCUGAUCAAUCAGAGUUCGUCCCCAAAGAUCCCUGUCACAAAGUUUUAUUCUUGUGUAUCAUUUAGCUUCAUAAUAUAAGUGAUAUCAUUGUGCUUUCUUUUGAGUUUCAUAUGAUGUUAAAUUUUUUCAUAUUAUGCUCAAUAUGUUUAAUAAGCAGGAUUGUAAGAAUAAUAACACCAAUGCAACUGAUAACCAUCUAUAAUUUUACGCAAAGUAGAGAGAUCAAGCUCAUUAGUUUUCACUUUUACUUAUCUAAUUUUUGUAUUUGCUGUUUAAAUGCUAUUCAAAUGUAAUUAUAUGUAACUUUUUAUAUUUUUAUAUCAACUUUUAUUGUCUGCAGAUUGUAUUUGAAUCAGGAAAAAAGUAAUUUUAUAAUUUUAGUUUUAUUAUUUUUGAGCGUGGCAUGGUUGUUGGUGCCAGACGGGCCGGUCUUAGUAUCUCACAAUCUGCUCAGUUACUGGGAUUUUCACGCACAACCAUUUCUAGGGUUUACAAAGAAUGGUGUGAAAAGGGAAAACAUCCAGUAUGCGGCAGUCCUGUGGGCGAAAAUGCUUUGUUGAUGCUAGAGGUCAGAGGAGAAUGGGUCGACUGAUUCAAGAUGAUUGAAGAGCAACUUUGACUGAAACAACCGAGGUAUGCAGCAAAGCAUUUGUGAAGCCACAACUUGCACAACCUUGAGGUGGAUGGGGUACAACAGCAAAAGACCCCACCGGGUAACACUCAUCUCCACUACAUAUAGGAAAAAGAGGCUACAGUUUGAACAAGCUCACCAAAAUUGGACAGUUGAAGACUGGAAAAAUGUUGCCUGGUCUGAUGAGUCUCUGAUGAUUUCUGUUGAGACAUUCAGAUGGUAGAGUCAGAAUUUGGUGUAAACAGAAUGAGAACAUGGAUCCAUCAUGCCUUGUUACCACUGUGCAGGCUGGUGCUGGUGGUGUAAUGGUGUGGGGGAUGUUUUCUUGGAACACUUUAGGCCCCUUAGUGCCACUUGGGCAUCGUUUCAAUGCCACGCCCUACCUGAGCAUUGUUUCUGACCAUGUCCAUCCCUUUAUGACCACCAUGUACCAUCCUCUGAUGGCUACUUCCAGCAGGAUAAUGCACCAUGUCACAAAGCUCAAAUAAUUUCAAAUUGGUUUCUUGAACAUGACAAUGAGUUCACUGUACUAAAAUAGCCCCCACAGUCACCAGAUCUCAACCCAAUAGAGCAUCUUUGGGAUGUGGUGGAGUGGGAGCUUGGUGCCCUGGAUGUGCCUCCCACAAAUCUCCAUCAACUGCAAGUUGCUAUCCUAUCAAUAUGGGCCAACCUUUCUAAAGAAUGCUUUCAGCACCUUGUUGAAUCAAUGCCACGUAGAAUUAAGGCAGUUCUGAAGGUGAAAGGGGGUCAAACAAAGUAUUAGUAUGGUGUUCCUAAUAAUCCUUUAGGGGAGUGUAUGUAAUCUAUAUAUUAUUUGCUGAAAGGGCUGUACCACCCUUAUUGUAUCCUUAUAUAUAUCCAGUGUAAGACAAUAAAGAUUUGAAGAAAAGGUAUACUCCGA